AUGGAUCUGCGAUGUGAUCUAGCUGCUAUUGAGAACACAACAACGACCAUAUCUGCCUUAGUCGGCAAGAUAUUGGACACUUUGGAACUAAUUCCUUGUGUUAUAGACCAAACUGAAAACAAUAAUGUACCGCUGGAGGACGUGAAAAGACUCGAAUUUGCAGUUAAAGCAACUCUAGAUGUUUUGACUAAACUCACAAAAGAGGAUUGUAAGUUGACCGACUGCACCGUCAUUCUUCCUAAUGUUAACAUUGUGCCACUGUACUAUUUCAUAUUGGCGCUGAUGGCCAACGAAGGCAUUGGUAAUUAUAAUUUUUUGAUGAUGGAGUCUUUCCUUGAGGCAGGCGAAUCAUUCGAUUGCAUAUCAGUAACAGCUCUUUAA
This is a messenger RNA of Strongylus vulgaris, 381 nucleotides long. Lineage: Eukaryota; Metazoa; Nematoda; Chromadorea; Rhabditida; Strongylidae. The record is from the annotation of a GenBank genome assembly.